This is a messenger RNA of Mustela erminea (ermine), 3106 nucleotides long. RefSeq names its product zinc finger protein 34 (gene ZNF34). Gene Ontology annotation, biological process: regulation of transcription by RNA polymerase II. The record is from RefSeq and is a predicted model, not a curated record. The coding region runs from base 1360 to 3003 and encodes 547 amino acids. NCBI's taxonomy places the organism in Eukaryota, Metazoa, Chordata, Mammalia, Carnivora, Mustelidae. Gene Ontology annotation, molecular function: DNA-binding transcription factor activity, RNA polymerase II-specific; RNA polymerase II cis-regulatory region sequence-specific DNA binding. The transcript has 5 exons.
UGCGGGGCCUCGAUCCUAGGACCCCAGCAUCAUGACCUGAGCUGAAGGCAGACGGUUAACUGACUGAGUCACGCAGGUGUUCCUUUGAUUUCAUUAUCUAUGAUUUCCCAAGUUGUCAUGUGUUCAUUUUUUAAAAUAAAUGGUCUUUUUUUUGUACUUUAAAACAUUUUGUAGGUCUUUUUUUAUGUAUUAAGUAUGUUUGCAAAUAUUUUUGAUUCUACAGUUGUUUUUUUAAUGUGUCUUGUACAGAAAUUUUUGGAGUAAAACAAGUGUCCUUGAUGUACUGUAUUUUGCAUGUUAUUUUCUUAUAAUAGCCAUACAUUUUGUUUUAAACAUUUAGGUCUUCAGUGUUUUUAAAAUAUAUUUUUGUGUGCCAUAGAAGGCAGCAGUUGAAUUUUACUUUCCUGUGGACAAUCCGUUGUGUCGAUACCAUUUUGGUUAGCACGCCGUUAUGUCUCUGCUACGUGCACCGAUCUGUUCCUCAUUUUCUUUACUAUGCGUAAACCUCACUUUUAUUACCGUAGUCUCACAGUGAGUCCUGGUUUGUGGUAGGACAUGCGUCUGCCUAACUUUACUUCUCUUCUGGCCUGGCCUUAGUCAAUCUUGGAUCGUUAUUAUGAUAUUGAGUCAUUUUGGUCAGAUUUCAUGUUUAUGUCCUGUUGCAAUUUUGGUUGUACAGAAUUAAUAGAUUUACUUGGGGAGAACUGACAUUUUUAUGACAUUGAGUCCUGUCUAUGCCCACUCUCUAUUGCUCCGUAGCUCUUUUAGACGUCCUUCAAUAAAGUUCUACUGUUUUGCCCCCAGGGUCUUGGACUGCACUCUGACAACUGCUGCUGCUUGUGUGGUUAUGCAGGUACAUUUUGUGUGUCUCUGUUAGAGAAUCUUGUGCUUCUAGUAGGUGAGUUUAAUUCUUUUAUUUCUAACCGUUAUUCAGCCACUGAACUUGUUUCUACUUAUGUAUUUUUUACCAUCUAUACUUUGAUUUUGUUCUGUACCUUCUGUUGAUUUUUUUUUAACUUCUUUUUGUCCUCAACACUUAACAGGUUGACUUUAUUCUUGCAUAUAAAGUGAAUGAGUAUGCCAUUUUCCUCCUGAAUGAGACCGCUUGGUGUGUCAGAAAGGUUGAGGGGAACAGAUGACCUGAGGAGUCAUCCCUGCAGGUGUCCCUGUGGUAGGGGAGGGUCGGGCAGGGCAGCCCCAGGCAGGGAGCAGAGUCUGCCAGGCGACCAGCUGUACGUUGAUGGGGAUGAGUGUGGCCCUGAAGCUGCUCCCAGGAGGGGCAGGCUGGGCCACCGUGUGUUCCUCUCUCUUCCUUCAGCACCGGUGUGACUCACACUGGGAAGCCCAGGGUUCCAGGUGAUGGCGGCUUUGCACCUGUCUGCCCUGCCCCAGGCUGAGGUGACCUUUGAGGACGUGGCCGUGCUAUUCUCCCGGGAGGAGUGGGGUCGUCUGGGCCCUGCUCAGAGGGGCCUCUAUAGGGACGUGAUGCUGGAGACCUACAGGAAUCUGGUCUCCCUGGGAGCUGGACCUGCAGGUCCUAAGCCUGGGGUGAUCACACAGUUGGAACGAGGGGAUGAGCCGUGGGUCCUGGAUGCACAGGGCGCCGAGGGGAAAGAGCGACUGAGAGUCAGUGUCUCAGGUCAUGGGACCAGGACUGAAUACAAAGAGUUGUCUUCAGGGGAGAUGCUUGGUGGGGAAGAGUUGGAUCAACUCCAGAAGGCUGUUCUCCAAGGACCUGAUCCUGGAGAGACCCAGGCAUGUGUCUGGGAGCCAGAGGAGAGCCUGGACAAGCUUGUAGAGCAGAGAGGCCUGAGGCCAGUCACACUGGCCAAUGAGGAGAACAUCCAGGAGUCUGUGGGAAGCCUCAGGUUUUGGUCAAGCCCUAUCUCUGAUCAGAGACCUCACAAAUGCGAUAUAUGUGAACAAAGUUUUGAACAGAGAUCAUACCUCAAUAACCAUAAACGUGUACACAGGUCAAAAAAGACAAAUAUAGUCCAUGAUUCUGGGGAAUUCUUCAGUGCAAAUUUAGUUGUUAGAGACGAUCAGAAAAUUCCUCUUGGGAAAAAACUGCAUUAUUGUGGUUACUGUGGGAAAGCCUUCAGGUACAGUGCUAACCUUGUCAAACACCAGCGGCUUCAUAGUGAAGAGAAGCCCUACAAGUGUGACGAGUGUGGGAAAGCUUUCAGUCAGAGCUGCGAGUUCAUCAAUCACCGAAGGAUGCACUCUGGGGAGAUCCCCUACCGAUGCGGUGAGUGUGGGAAGACAUUCAACCAGAGGCCCAACCUCAUGAAACAUCAGAGGAUUCACACCGGGGAAAAGCCCUAUAAGUGUGGUGAUUGUGGGAAACACUUCAGCGCCUAUUCUUCCCUUAUUUAUCACCAGAGAAUCCACACUGGAGAGAAACCCUAUAAGUGUAACGACUGUGGGAAAGCCUUCAGUGACGGCUCGAUCCUUAUCCGACACCGUCGGACCCACACUGGGGAGAAGCCAUUUGAAUGUAAAGAAUGUGGCAAAGGUUUUACUCAAAGUUCCAACCUCAUCCAGCAUCAGAGAAUUCACACUGGGGAGAAACCCUACAAGUGCAACGAAUGUGAGAAAGCCUUCAUCCAGAAGACCAAACUUGUCGAACAUCAGAGAAGCCACACCGGCGAGAAGCCCUACGAAUGCAAUGACUGUGGCAAAGUGUUCAGCCAGAGCACACACCUUAUCCAGCACCAGAGGAUCCACACAGGAGAGAAGCCGUACAAGUGCAGUGAGUGUGGGAAGGCCUUCCACAACAGCUCCAGACUCAUCCACCACCAAAGGUCGCACCACGGAGAGAAGCCAUACAAGUGCAGCGAUUGCAAGAAGGCCUUUAGCCAGGGCACUUACCUCGUCCAGCACCGGAGGAUCCACACGGGCGAGAAGCCCUACAAGUGCAGCAAGUGUGGGAAGGCCUUCCGGCACAGUUCCAACAUGUGCCAGCACCAGAGGAUCCACCUCCGCGAGGACUUCGCGCGCUGACCGCGGAGGACGGCCCCUGAGUUCCGCGAGCGCCGCCUCCGCACACCCCGCCCCUUUAUUUAUUGUCCGCGCACUGUUGUUACAGACCAGGGACGUUUCUAAU